AUGGAUUUCUCUUCUUCCUUUAAGAAUCUUAAAUCUCAUGGUUCAUACAAACACUCAAGAAGGAUCUCAGCCGGUGGUGUCGUCGACGAUACACAUCGCGAACAACAACCAAUUCUCUCCGAUCACCACCGGGACAGCACAACUGACGAUCAUAAUCAGAUAAUAAUGAGAAGCACAAACUCUAACGAUCUCAACGACGACCGCCGGGAAGUUAUCGUGAAAAUAGACGGUGACGAUUACAUUAGCAGUAAUAACGUCAUGGAGGCUGAUCAUAAUAAGAUUUGGCACGAAACCACCUACGAUUUCUGGAAAGAUGAUGAGAGAAGUGGCAACAAUGGAAAUGGACGGGGACAGGGAUUUGAGUUUCAGCAAAAACGUAGUGACGUUGUGGACGACCCGCCGUCGAAGCUGAUUGGUCAGUUUUUGAAUAAACAGAUGGCGUCUGGGGGUGAGAUGUCGUUGGACAUGGAUUUGGAGAUGGACGAGCUACGUCAUGGUCAUCAAAACAACCACCACAAUUUUCCGCCUAUUUCCGAAACGGAAAAUAGCAACCAUAUUAAUGGUAAAGCUUCGAUUUCAAAAGAUUUAAGAGUUUCUUUCCAAGACCCCAAACUAAACGUGGUUGAUAUUGCGUCUGAACCUGUUGAAAAGAGGUAUAAAGACAAAGGUUCAUCCGAGGACAAUAAGGAUGAACACGUACAACAACAUCAUAACAGGAGGCGAUCGUCAAAUGUGCCCGCGGUUAAUGAUAAUAAUGGCAAUGGCGGUGGCGGUGGCGGUGAGGUGUUGAGGUGUACGUCGUUCCAGAAGAGAGCAAGUAUGAUGAGGAUGAAGACGAAAUCGAGGUUGAUAGACCCACCACAGCCGGAGAUGAGAUCACAGAGAGUUGGGAAGUCAGGUCCAAUGAGGUCUGGGAUGUUAGGUAGGGCUUCUGGGAUGUUGGGAAAGCUAGGUGACGAUGAAGAGGAUGACUCGUUAUUCGAUGAAGAUCUUCCUGAUGAGUUUAAGAAGGCAAAACUUAAUGCAUUGACUCUGGCUCAAUGGGUUAGUCUUGUUUUGAUUGUAACAGCUUUGAUUUGUACUCUUUCAAUUUCUAAGUGGAAGGAAAAAAAGCUACGGGGACUUGAACUCUGGAAAUGGGAUGUUUUGGUUCUUGUCCUGAUAUGUGGAAGAUUGGUGUCCGGUUGGGGGAUUAGAAUUGUUGUUUUCUUUAUUGAGAGGAACUUUCUUUUGCGUAAACGAGUUCUGUAUUUUGUUUAUGGGGUGAGAAAAGCAGUUCAGAACUGCAUUUGGUUGGGUUUGGUUUUGACUGCUUGGCAUUCUAUGUUUGAUAAGAAGGUUGAGGGUAGUAAUAAGUUCCUUUGGUUUGUGAAUAGACUUAUGGUUUGUAUGCUGGUGGCUACAUUGUUAUGGCUAGUGAAGACCCUCAUAAUUAAAGUCCUUGCAUCUUCCUUCCAUGUGAGCACUUUUUUUGAUCGAAUCCAGGAUUCAUUGUUCAAUCAAUACGUGAUUGAAACGUUAUCUGGUCCACCAUUGAUUGAAAUACACAACAAUGAGAAAGAAGAAGAGAGGACAAUGGCUGAGGUAUGGAAGCUUCAAAAUGCAGGGGCUACCGUGCCCCCUGACCUCAGGGCAUAUGCUUUCCCACCAACUAAGAGUGGGAGGGUGAUAGGGGGUGGAGGACCUCUGAGAGCACCAGUUGGAGGAGUGAGCCUUAAAGUUUCCGGCCCAAUUUCCAAAAAUCAGAAUGAGGGGAUUACAAUUGAUCACUUGCAUAGGAUGAAUCCUAAGAACAUCUCUGCCUGGAAUAUGAAGAGGCUGGUGAAAAUAGUUCGACAUGGUGUCAUAUCUACCCUGGAUGAGCAGAUACUAGAUACAACACAAGAAGAUGAGUCUACAACACAGAUUAGAAGUGAAUUUGAGGCAAAAGUGGCGGCUAGGAAGAUAUUCCAAAAUGUGGCAAGGCCUAGGUCCAACUGGGCAAGAAUUUAG
Ilex paraguariensis (yerba mate) is the source of this 1992-nucleotide messenger RNA. The record is from the annotation of a GenBank genome assembly. NCBI's taxonomy places the organism in Eukaryota, Viridiplantae, Streptophyta, Magnoliopsida, Aquifoliales, Aquifoliaceae.